AUGAGUCUUCUUGAGCGGAAGAUGAAACUAGUCAUGGCAGCUCAUCACACACCCUCACCCAACAGCAAUCAAUACGGUUAUCGAAAUAGAGGCAACCGACAUUUCUAUUCGAAUCAAAAUAGAAAUUAUAAUAAUCGUCCUCGUCGUCAAACAAAUUCUUUCUUCAAUCGAAAUUUCAUGCAACAACAGCCUUACUUUAACAAUGUUAAUUAUAACAAUGAUGACAUGAUGAUCAGUAGACCGUUUUUACCAAACCGACGAUUUAAUCAAAAUCGACAGUAUAAUCGAAACUGGCAAUUUAAUCAGAAUCGACCAAGAAGUCAUUCAAAUGGUUCUACUCCAACUCCAAGAAGAAGUCGAUCUAGACAACGACGCAGUCCACGACCUCUAAGAUUAAAUGAUUUUAUGCCAUCAGAAUUUCGAGAUAAUUCACCAAAUGCACAAUAUCUUGCUUCAAAUUUCAACUUGGCUACUACUACUACAGAUGUUACACCUGCAGAUGCAUUACCACAACGUCAACGUUUUGCACCAACAGCAGCUAGUAGUACUGAUACUACUCAACCAUUUGCCAUCAGUGAUCAGGGAGAUGGUGCAAAUCAACAACAACAACAACGAACAAAUAAUGGUCAACGUCAAAGAACUACUACAGCAGCACACAGACGUCGUCAACGUCGUAAUCAUCAGCAGCAAUAUCAGCAACAAAGUCAAGCAGAUGAUAAUCCAAAUCGAUUUGUUGCACUUGCUGAAGAAGAUACCAGUAAUCAAAUAGAUACUGAAACGACUAUAAACGAUAGACCUGCAACUAAUAUUAUGGAUACAAAUAAAAGAAUUGACAAGAAAAAGAAAAUUCGACUAUACCUUCAAAAAAAUCGAAUAGUGAAAUGGUUCGAAGACAAUUCGAAAAGUUCAAUUAGUGGUCGCGGUAAUCAAGCAUAUGUAUUAGCAACAACUCCAAUUUAUGAUGAAUGGGGUCGAAACAAUUAUGAAUUCAAAGUUUGG
This is a messenger RNA of Adineta ricciae, 999 nucleotides long. The record is from the annotation of a GenBank genome assembly. NCBI's taxonomy places the organism in Eukaryota, Metazoa, Rotifera, Eurotatoria, Adinetida, Adinetidae.